Molecule: messenger RNA, 729 nt
Organism: Penicillium brevicompactum
Lineage: Eukaryota; Fungi; Ascomycota; Eurotiomycetes; Eurotiales; Aspergillaceae
Exons: 3
Coding region: 1-729 (242 amino acids)
Cellular component (GO): plasma membrane
Molecular function (GO): acetate transmembrane transporter activity
Source: RefSeq, a predicted model, not a curated record
AUGUCUACGAAUACCCAAGAUUCCAUCGAUGCCGGCAAAGCCAGUAACACAAUCGAUGUUGAGCAGCAACAAAGAACCGGUACUCUACUAGUAGAGACCCGAAAGACACUCGGCGCAGGGUCCGCUCUAGCGCUCGGGGCGUUCGGUACCACUCUGACCACCCUCUCGUUGAGUUUGAUGGAAUGGAGAGGUGUCACGACAGACAAUGUCUUCGUUGCUAAUUUCUUCUUCAUCGCCGCGUUUGGACUGGUCAUUACUGCGCAAUGGGAACUCUCGAUCGGGAAUGGAUUCGCCUACACGGUGUUUAGUGCUUUCGGUCUUUUCUACGCUGGUUACGGCGCAAUCUUGACACCUGCAUUCGGUGUCGCGCAGGCGUACGGUGGGACUAGCUCCCCCGAGUAUAAUAAUGCGGUUGGGUUCUUCAUGAUACUGUGGACGGUCUUUGUUUUCACAUUCUUGAUCGCAUCGCUUCCCAGCAAUGUUGCCUACAUUUUGGUCUUCCUCUUUGUUGAUCUUGGCUUCUUGACAGUGGCAGCGAGCUACUUUGCCAUGGCUGACGGCAACGCUGCUGCGUCGGUCGCCUUGAAGAAAUCCGGCGGCGUGUUUUGUUUCCUGGCUGGAUUGAUUGGGUGGUACAUUGUCUUCCAUUUGAUGUUACUGGAAUCUUUGGUCGAUCUACCCCUGGGUGAUACUUCGCGGCUAUUUGGAAAGAAGAAGCAGAAGCAGUAG